CUCACUAGAAUCCAGUACCGUGUUGUUUUGUGCAUAGUUAGCAAGUUGUUCCACGUGCUGGAUUUGCCUUUCUAUUCAGAUUAUAAAUUUCUUGAAUAAAGCAAAUCAUAUAUACUUUUUUAUUCUUUUGCAGUGGCAAACACAGAACUAGAUACAUAUAGGUACAUAUAGCUCCAGAAAAGCCUUCUUUUUUUUUUUCCUGGUACUAGGGAUUGAACUCAGGGAACUCCAUCACUGAGCCACAUAUUCAGCCUUUAUUUAUUUAUUUAUUUAUUUAUUUGUAUUUUAUUUAGAGACAGGGUCUCACUGAGUUGCUUAGCACCUCCCUUUUGCUGAAGCUGGCUUUGAACUCGUGAUCCUCCUGCCUCAGCCUCCCAAGCUGUUAGGAUUACAGGCAUGUGCCACUGUGCCUGGCUAGAAAAACCUUCUUAAUCAUUAAAAUUUGUGGCAACAUCUUACAAAAUGUUUGAUCCUUUAGGAAUCUUAUUUACUUUGAGAUUCUAAAGUACCUCUAUAAACUAAAAACCUAAUGACGUGAAACAAUUAUCUGACACUCUUGUAAUGAUUCAGGACAAUUUAGGAUUGCAAUGAGUGAUAUAAAUGGUGUAUAUACAUUUGUGUAAGUAUUUUUUUCCCUCAUGUCAGUUUAUAGCCUUGGUUCCAAUCUCUUUUAAGCUUCACGAAUUACAAAUCAAAAUAUGCUAACAUAAAUAGUGACAUUUGGCUUCAUUCAAACUUUUUAAAUUGAAUUUGUCUGUUUGUACUAAGUUUAAUUGCUUAAAGCACCAAGUCCAGAAGAUGAAAGUUAGCACUGGAUUUGUUUUCGUUCUGGGUACUGGCUGAAAACGAAUGGUCGAAAAGCACUGUAAUAUUUGAUUUUGAAGAGCUUGGACUAAAGGGAUUGCAUGUUGCCACUCAGGUCCUCAGCAAGGAAAGGCACACAGCUCUUAUUAUUUAGUGUGUAAUCACGCACCUUGCAGCCACAGCCAGGAGAGCAGAGUGUUUGGUUUUGUUAUGCAACAGCAGCCAGGCACACAGCCACUCAGCCACCCUUCACCUGCCCCGCUCAAGAGGGCCCUCAGCUGGGUUUCCUGCUAUGUUUUUAACCAUUGGACAACUGUGUGAAGUUCUAAGAAACUGUUAAGACUGUGGCCUGGGGAUGCAAACCUUUGGGGCACCUCCUUGGGGCAAAGAAAGGAAAAGAACUAGCAGAACAGCUCCAGAGAGGGAGAGAAGUUGAAUUGCUAGAGGGACCUAAUGGACAGUCUCCCCAACAGAUGGUAACAAAAAAAUAAUCCAGAUGGGGUGCAGGUGCUGUAAAAUGAUACAAAGCUAUCUCUUCGAUCCUGUUCCAGUGGCCUCCCCGGGCUACAUCAAUGAAGUCAGCAGCUGCAAGUUGGAUGAAGAUGACCCUGAGAAAUUCAAAAGCAAUCAGAGCAGCGAGAUCCUGGUGCAUAAAAAUGUCCUUGCAAGUGAGGGCUUCAAGAGGUCGGAGGGUAGAGGCCAGAGAGCAGGUCCCCAAGAGCCCUGCUGGCCUCACCAAGAGCCGCUCCCGCAGGAGGAUGCAGGAGGUGGACGCUGGGAGGAGAAGCCUGGCAGUGCAGUCAAUGGCAUGGGCCCCACUGCAGCUCUGCAGCCCACCAGGAACCCCAGGUCCCACCAGAGGGACAAGGGCUCCAGGGCCAGUCCUACAGACAGUGUGCACCCCACUCAACCCUUCCUUGAAGGAGGGGACACCAGGAAACAGGACUGUGUGCUGCCAGCCUUGGAAAAGACCCAAGUCGUCCAAAGUGGGGACUUUGAAGUUCCUUCUAAGGUGGAAAGUUUUGCCUUGGAAGUACAAGGUCACGACCUCCAGAUACCAACCCCGGAUUACCCUCAGCUGUGGGGCACAGCUGUACACAAUGUGGAUCAUGAAGAAAAGGAUUAUCUUUUCAAGAACCCCAAGGAGGAUGAGCCUCUGGCGGGAAUUCUUCCCAGGGUGGGCGAGCACGGUUUGAACAUGCCCUUCCCCAGGAGGAGAAGCUGGGACUCAUUAAAUGAGGCGGUGACCACGGAAGUUCUAAGCGUCUACUUUAAAGAGGAGGGUCCUAUCACACCUGUGGUCAAUUCCAGAAUUGAACAGGAGGAAACGGAUAGUUCUGAUGGAAACAGGGAUGGGGAGGUGGUGGACGAGGAUGCGGCAGUGGCAGAAGCCCUCGCAGCAUUAGAAGCUGCUACUGCAGGAGAAGACUUGGAUGAGGCAGAUUAGAGGAGGGAAAUGGUGCAGGCAAGAAAGCUAGUGUCAUGCUGAGCAAGUGGAGAUGCAUUUGCUCCUUGGACGUGCAGCUGAUCCUUCUGCCAGCACACCCGGGUACAGCUGGCCAGGUGUUCACAUCCAGCACCUGUUCCAGGGGUCAGCAUUGUGCCAUGCCACCUGCAAAAUAUUUGGAGCAUCACUCUGUGUAAAUAAGCUAUCAUUGAGGACACUAAAAUAAAAAUCAGAGUGGGCUUCUGUAUCCACAUCCACAACAAAUGCAGAUAUUAAAUAGCUGUUUGCUAGACCUCCAUGGUCUCCAGAACAUCUGGCACAGAUGUCCAUGAGGAUGCUCUGAAAUGCCAACAAAGGCACACAAGCAUGGAGCAUUCUGUCCAACUGCAGAUUCUUGACCCUACUUUCGAUUGCCAAACAUUGUACCCCACCCAGAAAAGGUAGCUAUCUGCUUAAAGUGCCUACGGUGUCCCCAGAGCAUGGCUUAACUUCAGGGACAAACACCCAGGGAACUAAUAACUGACCCCUUGUUGGAUGGUGAGUUAAGCUCGGCAGCUCUCAGGUGAGCUGAGCCAACCAGCAAACACGUGGGUAGGCAUCAGCCGUCAUCUUAACACACCUUGGACCUUAACUUUUUUACAUUAUUACUUUUUAAUCUCCUUUGGGAUUGGGGAAGAUGGCCAAAAUAAUUCUUAAAUUUUGUCAUAUUUGUGUUUUAAGUUUAUGAGUUUUGGAACAGCAAAGCCAUGUAAGGAAUAUUUUUAUGCCAUUAAACUGAUUCUGAAUAAAAUAGA
Marmota monax (woodchuck) is the source of this 3045-nucleotide messenger RNA. It is a transcript of the gene Pgcka1, whose product is annotated as chromosome unknown C4orf19 homolog. Bases 1301 to 2251 code for a protein of 316 amino acids. The record is from RefSeq and is a predicted model, not a curated record. The transcript has 4 exons. NCBI's taxonomy places the organism in Eukaryota, Metazoa, Chordata, Mammalia, Rodentia, Sciuridae.